Messenger RNA from Penicillium verrucosum, 1855 nucleotides. Its product is annotated as putative alpha-1,6-mannosyltransferase subunit. The transcript is spliced from 5 exons. Gene Ontology annotation, biological process: protein N-linked glycosylation. The record is from RefSeq and is a predicted model, not a curated record. Gene Ontology annotation, cellular component: Golgi membrane. Lineage: Eukaryota; Fungi; Ascomycota; Eurotiomycetes; Eurotiales; Aspergillaceae. The coding region runs from base 1 to 1731 and encodes 576 amino acids. Gene Ontology annotation, molecular function: glycosyltransferase activity.
AUGGUCUUUGUCCGCAAGCGUGGCACUGUACCACCCAACGGUCUAUCACCCGGUUCAAUCUCCCCAGGUACGGCAGGUGGCAUUUCGUGGGCAGCAGCGAAGGCAAAAAGCGACGAGGUACGCGGGUAUCCAUCAUUCUCAACACGCAAUAGCGGCUUCUUCUCUCGCCAACGACACAAGAUCUCGACUCGGUUUCAUAGCGUUCGAAGGCUUUCCUCACGUGAAUACGUCGAUAAGGAUGAUUUUGGUCGGGAAUGGAAGCGUUCAAGCAGUGGCUAUGGUCUGCUAGGUGGCUUACGCAUGCCAGUGCGCCGGGGCCGGUCCCGGCUGCUGUUGGCAUUGUUGUUGGUGUGGGUUGGAUAUCUAUUUUUCUGGACGAGCAUUAUCCAAACAUACCGACGAUCACCCAUAGGCGGCGGGAGCAAGUUCGUCAUCAUCCUCGGAUCGAACGUGGAGGGCGGCGUCAUGGAAUGGAAGGGUGCACGUGAAUGGGCCAUUGAACGCAACAGCAUAUGGAACAAGAAGAGAUAUGCACACAAGUGGGGCUAUGAGCUAGAGCUGGCUAAUCUGCUGGCCAAGAAGCGCUAUUCACAUGAAUGGCGUGAGAGCUGGGAGAAGGGCGAUGUGAUCCGCGAAGCCAUGCGCAAGUAUCCAGACGCAGAGUGGUUCUGGUGGCUAGACUUGAACACAUGGGUUAUGGAAUACGACACAUCCCUCCAACACCAUCUAUUCAAUAACCUCCAGUCCUACGUUUACCGCGAUAUCACCGCGUAUAACCCUCUCAACAUGACCCACCCACUACCCGAGUUCUGGCUCGACGAGCUAGGUCGUUCCCUCGAAGGCGAUGGCAAGGCAGAUUCAUUGAAUAUGCUUCUGACACAAGACUGCGCCGGAUUCAAUCUGGGAUCUUUCUUCGUGCGCCGAUCUGAUUGGACAGACCGCCUGCUCGAUAUCUGGUGGGAUCCCGUCAUGUACGAGCAGAUGCAUAUGGAAUGGGAACAUAAAGAACAGGAUGCCCUGGAGUACAUUUAUCAGAGUCAACCAUGGAUUCGGAGCAGUGUUGGCUUUUUACCACAACGCAGCAUCAAUGCCUUCCCACCUGGCGCAUGCGGCGACGGAGAUAACCCAGUCGUUCACUAUCAACAGAACGCACACGAUCUCCUCGUCAACAUGGCUGGGUGUAUGUUUGGUCGGGAUUGCUGGUCUGAAAUAUACUACUACCGCGAGCUGAGCAAUUGGCUUGGCCGGUCUCGCUGGGAGCGAUUCAGGGAUGGUGUCGCUGAUACGACCGCAUCAAGCAGCCUCCAAAAGCCGACUCCCUCCCACCAACCCUUGCUGCCAUUGUCCUGCGCCCAAGCAAGCAAAGCACCUCACUUCACCCUGACCUCACACCAAACCACACAAACCAACCACCCACAAUGCCAACCGCCGAGUCCGCCGCCUUCCUCGCCAAAAAAGCCCACCGUCGCCCCAACCUACGACGGCGUCGACUUCGAGGACAACGUCGCAGUCCACAACGCCCGCGACGCCAUUAUCCGCGAGCAGUGGGUCCGCAGCAUGAUGGCGCGUCUAGUCGGCGAGGAAUUGGGCAAGUGCUACGCGCGCGAGGGCGUGAACCACCUCGAGAAGUGUGGUGUUUACCGAGAGAAGUACUUCGAGCUCCUUAAGGACAGCAAGAUUAAGGGUUACCUCGGACAAGAGAAGAACCGCUUUGGUGGAGAGUCGGCAUAAGCGUUUACGUCUUUUUUUGCGUGUUCAGCUAUGCGAUUGCGUUUCGAGGAUCCGGUUUGAUGGUUGAUGUCGAUACCGCGGGGAAUGGACAAUUUUGAUGUCGAGAUGAAAUGGUCGCCCUUGG